AUGCAAACAGGUUUCUAUGCUGCGGAUUUCGGAUCAGACUCCAUGAUCUGCAUAGAAUGGUACCGGUUUGCACUGACAUCAAGUGCGCUCCUUAACCCACCAGUCCUUCAGCAAGUUGGACGAACUAGGUUGAAUACAUGUCAUUUAACUGAUUUACUGCUCGUCCCGACAGCCUACUUAGCAACGACUCUUUCACCGACAAGUUCCCAUCUGCUCUGGCCUGAAGGCUCCAUAUGCAUGGCCACUUCGGUCUUUGAUGGAAAAACAGUCGGGCCUGAGCCCUGGAGACCGGAGAGGCAGUCGGAACUCGACUUUUCUCGUUUUGCCUCCGGUGUCUUCUUCCUCCUGACAACUUGGCCAAUCUUUGCCCGUCCCCGUAGACUCACGCUUUCUCGAGGUCAAACAACAGACCGUUUGUCAAAAAGACUGGCCGAUUGCCUCGUCCGAGGGGAACAGUUCACUGAGAAGACUGUUAAUUAG
Molecule: messenger RNA, 480 nt
Organism: Protopolystoma xenopodis
Lineage: Eukaryota; Metazoa; Platyhelminthes; Monogenea; Polystomatidea; Polystomatidae
Source: the annotation of a GenBank genome assembly